Molecule: messenger RNA, 1403 nt
Organism: Oncorhynchus tshawytscha (Chinook salmon)
Lineage: Eukaryota; Metazoa; Chordata; Actinopteri; Salmoniformes; Salmonidae
Product: V-type proton ATPase subunit S1
Exons: 8
Coding region: 19-1248 (409 amino acids)
Cellular component (GO): proton-transporting V-type ATPase complex
Source: RefSeq, a predicted model, not a curated record
UUUGUCUCCUCCCUCUAGAUGAGUAUUGAGGACUUCACCAUGUACGGAGGGGCAUUUGGCAACAAGCAGGACAGUGCCUUCCCUAACCUAGAGGGGGCGCUCCUCUCCAGCCCUUCCCCGUUGGUCCUGCCUACCGUGGCCUGGCAAGCAUCCAAUGCUGUGAUUGGUCAACUCCAGGACCAAUUAGACACCUCUCCUCUCUACAUGGACCCAGAGAUGCUCAGCCAGCUACGACUCAAUGCUUCUUCCCCCGCCCUGCUGGUCUUCAGACUACCCUACAGCACCGGGGCCAAUCUGAUGACCGUGAAGGAGGUUCUCAGCGGGAAUGAUGAGGUGAUUGGACAGGUGAUGAACAUUAUGAAGAGCCAGUCUGUCCCCUACACUGCCGUCUACACCGCAGUGAGACCCUCACGGCAGGUGCCAUCUAUUUCAAUGGAUAUGGAGGCUGGUGUAAGAGGAGGUCGCUCUCUAUUGCAGUACGGAGACAGAAAGAGGGAGAGAGAGAGACAGAGGGAGAAGGAAAGGGCAGAGAAGAAGGUCAACGACAGGACAUCAGACAGGACAGGAGUCUACCCACCAGUGGAGUAUAAGGAGGGCGGAGGCGGCUGUAUCAUGCUGUGGGCGGAGAACCUGACCGUGAGCGUGCUCCGUGGUGGUCGCUGGGAACGACACGACCUCACCUCUCUGACCUUUGGAGAGGGCGUGACCCCUAGGCUCCAGGGCUCCCUCUGCAACCAAUCACACUCCAGUCUGGUUCUAAACUAUGAGAAUAUCCUGGGACAUCGCUCCUUCAAACUAGUGUUUGCCAUGUCCCAGCGCCACUACAAGGUGUCAGCUCGCCGCUGGUUCACGCUAGACGCCGUGGAGAUAGAAUACGACGGUCAGAAAGCAACGUUUAACGGGAGCCGUAACGUGUACGCGCCGGCUGAGUACUCCUACCGCUGUCAGUCAGUCACUAACUUCAGAUACCCCCUCCUGGUUCCGCGCACCUCCAAAGACCCUGCUAACCAGUGGAGGGUCUCCUUCACGGACUUCCAGAUCCAGGGUUUCAACGUGGCAGGGGGAGAGUUCUCCUAUGCCAGUGACUGUGCAGGGUUCUUCAGUCCUGGUAUCUGGAUGGGACUGCUCACCAGUCUACUGAUGCUCAUGGUCCUGACCUACGGCCUCCAUAUGAUCAUGCAGCUACACACCAUGGACCGUUUUGAUGACCCCAAGGGACCUGCUAUCUCCGUACCACAGACUGACUAAUACACAUAUACCACAAGCAAAUAAUGCCCCAAACACACACACACACACACACACCUUACACUACUUGUUGAGAUCAUUCCUUUAGUCACUAUAGCAACCAGACCACUCAGCGCAUGAAAAUUAAUGGGAUAAAGAAGGGGAAUACGGGCCGGGAG